AUGACAUCCGUGGCGCCAGAAAAAGACAAAUCCAAGGUGCACAAGCUGUCGCUCAAGGGCAGCGCCAAGCUUGUCGCCGAGUUUUUCCAGUAUUCGAUCCACACGAUUCUCUUCCAACGCGGCGUCUACCCCGCCGAGGACUUCACGGCCGUCAAGAAGUAUGGCCUCAACAUGCUGGUCUCGUCCGACGACCAGGUGCGCGCCUACAUCAAGAAGAUCAUGACGCAGCUCGACAAGUGGAUGGUGGGCGGCAAGGUCUCGAAGCUCGUCAUCGUCAUCACCGACAAGGACACGGGCGAGCACGUCGAGCGCUGGCAGUUUGACGUCCAAAUCCUCGCCAAACCCAAGUCCAAAUCCUCCUCCAAAUCCAAACCCUCCACCACCAGCGGCGGCGCAGACCAAGAAAACGCCCCCUCCCACGCAGACAGCGAAAACAGCCGCGCCGCCGCCGCCCCACCAGCGCCAGCAGCAGACAAGACCGAGGCGGAGAUCCAGGCCGAGAUCGCGGCCAUCUUCCGGCAGAUCACGGCGUCGGUGACCUUCCUGCCGCAGCUGCCCGGCGGCCACGGCGGCUGCACCUUCAACGUGCUCGUGUACGUCGACGACGCGGAGACGGUCGAGGUCCCCGUCGAGUGGGGCGACAGCGACGCCAAGGAGAUCGCCAACGGCGAGCGCGUCCAGCUGCGCGGCUUCAGCACCCACUGCCACCGCGUGGAUACCCUCGUGAGCUACCGGCUGGCGGACUGA
Messenger RNA from Thermothielavioides terrestris NRRL 8126, 747 nucleotides. RefSeq lists its product as uncharacterized. The coding region runs from base 1 to 747 and encodes 248 amino acids. The record is from RefSeq and is a predicted model, not a curated record. Lineage: Eukaryota; Fungi; Ascomycota; Sordariomycetes; Sordariales; Chaetomiaceae. Gene Ontology annotation, biological process: mitotic spindle assembly checkpoint signaling. The transcript has 4 exons. Gene Ontology annotation, cellular component: cytoplasm; kinetochore; nucleoplasm.